Molecule: messenger RNA, 3398 nt
Organism: Cucumis melo (muskmelon)
Lineage: Eukaryota; Viridiplantae; Streptophyta; Magnoliopsida; Cucurbitales; Cucurbitaceae
Product: protein CHROMATIN REMODELING 35
Exons: 7
Coding region: 369-3080 (903 amino acids)
Biological process (GO): gene silencing by siRNA-directed DNA methylation
Molecular function (GO): ATP-dependent chromatin remodeler activity; ATP binding
Source: RefSeq, a predicted model, not a curated record
UCGUGAACUUUGAUUGGUCCACGAAAUCAAAACCCCACCUUCGUCAACGCUCGGGAGAGCCCACCACAGAAACGCUGCCGUUUUGCUCAGCGUCCCCUCAACUUCAGUUCCAGUAGCAGAGCAGAGCCCUUCUAUUUCCUUCGUCUCACUCAAUUCUCUUCUUCUUCUUCUUCUUCUUCUUCUUCUUCUUCUCGAGCCUCAGCAGUUUGAAUGAGAAAAUGUGAGUAAAAUUUCCUUUUCAAUUCGACCCUCAAUUCCUGAAAUUGGGGUUUUCUAAUUCUGUUUUCAGUUUCUUCCCCCACUUUGAUUCAUCAAAAUUUCACUACCCUCCCUGUUCCUCAAGUGUUUUCUCAACUUUGGAACAUACCAUGGACGCCACCAUUGACUUCUCUCACAAUAGCUACGCUACUCCUAAUGGACUUUAUUAUGGGAGACGUAAGAGACUAAAAUUAUCUAGUGAUGGAAAAGAUCUUUCUAGCAGUGCCACAUUUUCUGCCCAAAAAAGUGACACACCGAGACAAAACAAGAUGAAUAACUCAGCAAAAGUAAUUGAUUACUCAGAUCCAUUUGCCAUUAAUAAUUUGAUCGAAGGUUUGGAUUGUGGUCAGUUUGGAAGUGUCACUAAAGAGAUAGAAGCCCUUGUUUCCCGUAAGAUGCAAGUUCUCAGUCCUUACAUUGUCAAGUAUCCUACACUAUCAAGUAUGUUAUUUGAUCUGGGGAGAAGUAGAGAGUGUGAAGAAGCAAUGAACAAUCAAGCUUCGCAGUUGGUUCAUAACCUCAUAGAUUUGGAGGAUGAUUCUGCUAUUGAUGUUUGUUCCAACAAUGUUGAGAAAUCACGAUUACCUAUUGUAAUUAUUGAUUCUGAUGAGGAAGAUAGCAAAGAACAGAGGGUUAUACAUCCUUUUCAAGAGGUUGUGCUGCCUAGACCACCGGGACAAAGUUUGUUCAAGGACAUAGCACUUGUGGAUCACCGAACUUCCCGGGAUCGCCGAGCUUCAAAUGGGGAGGAAGCAACUCCUAAUGGUGAAAGUGGAACUAUUAAUAAGGACAAAGGGGUUUACGUAGGUGUAGAAGAGGAUGAGGAUGGGGUCAGCGAACAAGCUAACAGUGAGGACGAUGGCCUCGGAGAUAUUUGGAACGAUAUGCAAAUGGCAUUAGAAUGUUCUAAGGACUUGGAUGCCGCUGUAGAUUCAUCAUCUAACCAGCCAACUACGGAUGAUGUGGACUGUGAUCAUUCUUUUCUCUUGAAGGAUGAUCUUGGUUAUGUCUGUCGCAUUUGUGGAGUUAUUGACAGAGGAAUCGAGACCAUUUUUGAGUUUCAGUACUACAAGGGUAAGAAGAGCACAAGAACAUACAUAUCUGAAUCUCGCAACAAAGAUUCGGGCAAUAUAGUUGGAGUUAAAAUUUCAGAAGAUGAUUUGACCGUAACUGAAAUUUCUGCACACCCUAGGCAUAUGAAGCAAAUGAAACCUCAUCAAAUUGAGGGUUUCAAUUUUCUUAUAAGCAACUUGGUUAGUGACAACCCAGGAGGCUGCAUUUUGGCCCACGCUCCCGGAUCUGGAAAAACAUUUAUGAUAAUCAGUUUCAUGCAAAGUUUUUUAGCUAAGUAUCCACAGGCUAGACCAUUGGUUGUACUUCCCAAAGGAAUCUUGGCUACAUGGAAAAAGGAGUUUCAGAUUUGGCAAGUGGAAGACAUUCCACUUUAUGAUUUCUAUUCUGUUAAAGCAGAUAAUAGGGCUCAACAGCUGACAGUACUGAAUCAGUGGGUCGAGCACAAGAGCAUUCUGUUCUUAGGAUACAAACAAUUUUCCACAAUCGUCUGCGACGUUGAGACCAGUGCUGCAUCAACUGCAUGUCAAAAUAUAUUGCUCCAGGUUCCAACAAUUCUUAUCCUAGAUGAGGGGCAUACACCAAGAAAUGAGAACACUGAUACUUUGCAAACUCUUGCUAAAGUUAGAACUCCACGAAAAGUGGUUCUUUCAGGAACCCUAUAUCAAAAUCAUGUAAAAGAGGUAUUCAAUAUAGUGAAUCUUGUUCGACCAAAGUUUAUGAGAUCAGAAACUUCUCGACCUAUUAUCAAACGUAUCAUGUCUAGAGUAGAUAUACCUGGUGCGAGGAAGCAGUUCAAAGCUGGUGUGGAUGCUGCAUUUUAUGAUCUGGUGGAACAUACGCUUCAGAAGGAUACAGACUUUAGGAGGAAAGUGAGUGUCAUCCAUGAUUUACGUGAGAUGACCAGCAAGAUUCUACAUUAUUAUAAAGGAGAUUUUCUUGAUGAGCUCCCUGGACUGGUUGACUUCACUGUGGUAUUAAAUCUCACCUCUAAACAGAAGCAUGAAGGUGAAAAGGUCAAAAAGUUUAACAGGAAGUUCAAAAUAAGCUCUGCUGGUAGUGCUGUUUAUUUGCAUCCCAAGUUAAAUGUUUUUUCAGUUAAUGCUACUGUUACGGAUGAUAAAAUAGAUGAAGUCAUUGAUAAGAUGGAUGUUAGAGAUGGAGUGAAGACGAAAUUCUUUCUUAAUAUGCUGAAUCUGUGCGCUACUACUGGGGAGAAGCUACUGGUUUUCAGCCAGUACCUUCUUCCUUUGAAAUUCAUGGAGAGAUUGGUUGUGCAGAAGAAGGGUUGGAGUCCAGGAAGAGAAACCUUUAUGAUAUCUGGUGAAACAACUCCAGAGCAACGGGAAUGGUCGAUGGAACGUUUCAACAACUCGCCUGAUGCCCGAGUCUUCUUUGGCUCCAUUAAGGCUUGUGGGGAGGGCAUAUCUUUGGUAGGGGCAUCACGUAUCAUCAUCUUGGAUGUUCAUCUCAAUCCCUCAGUGACUCGCCAGGCAAUUGGUCGUGCAUUCCGUCCCGGUCAAACAAAGAAAGUCUUUGCAUAUAGAUUGGUGGCUGGCGAUUCACCUGAAGAGGGAGAUCACAGUACUUGUUUCAAGAAGGAAUUGAUUGCAAAGAUGUGGUUUGAAUGGAACGAGUAUUGUGGCUAUCAUGACUUUGAAGUAGAAACUGUUGAUGUGAAACAAUGCGGCGAUAAUUUUCUAGAAACCCCACUUCUAGGACAAGACGUCAAAGUUCUGUACAGAAGGUAGAAGACCCUGCAAUAUAAUUGUACAGAUGAGGCAAAGGGAAUUAUUAUCUAUCUCUGUCUCAUCCACUCUUCAUCGGACCAUUUUGCUCCUAUAACCUGUCCAUGGAAUUCUUUACCUUUUUCUUUCUUUUUGUAAAGAGCAUAGGCAGAUAGCCAAAUGGUGUUAGUUGACGUUCUUUCUUGACUUGUAUAGCAUGACUACUGCCUUUUGCCUGAAUAUUGUUCCACAGUAAAUGGAGUUUGUGAUACUCAGCUUCUACAGACCACUGAUGAAAGUUUUUGGGUAACGAAGCUUUUGGUACAGUUAUUUUGAGUACAA